Molecule: messenger RNA, 3829 nt
Organism: Xyrauchen texanus (razorback sucker)
Lineage: Eukaryota; Metazoa; Chordata; Actinopteri; Cypriniformes; Catostomidae
Gene: slc22a17
Product: solute carrier family 22 member 17
Exons: 10
Coding region: 450-2159 (569 amino acids)
Biological process (GO): transmembrane transport
Cellular component (GO): membrane
Molecular function (GO): transmembrane transporter activity
Source: RefSeq, a predicted model, not a curated record
UUCCGCCCCUGUUUCUUUGCUUUCUCUCCGGUAGGAUCUGGUUUGGUUCAUGGCCGCUGCAGCAUCGGCGCUUCAUUUACAUUCAUUUAACGUGUGUGUUUGGUGUAAAACAGCAGAAUUAAAGAAUGAAGCUUUUGUGUCUAAAGAGACAUUUAAUAUUCUGGACAGGGUCGAACGAGUUUAAAACCCCUCAGAUCCACAUCAGACCGGCCCAUCAUCAUCGUCAUCAUCAUCAGUCUGGAUCAGCUGGAGUUUAGCUGAUAAACCCUCUGAUCUCAGCAUCAUCGGUAACGUGUCUGGAGAUCGUCAGCAGCCGGGGUUUUUCUGUUUCUCAGAGGGCGAGUGGAGGAAGAGAGAGAGGGAGAGACACAGAUAGACGUCUAUCUUUCUCUCUCUCUCUCUCUCUCUUUUCCUUCUCUCUUCACCAGCAGACGGAUGAGAGCGUAACAAUGACAUCAUCCUCUUCCCCGCUGGCCUCCCCAUCCCCAUGCCCUCCUCCUCCUCCAUCCAUCCCGUCCUCUCCCACGCAGUCAUCUCCUGCCCCGUCCAGCCUCCCCCUGCCUCCCUCCCUGCCACCCACCGGAGAGGUGAUGGUUCUGGCUUUGGGCCGUAAGAAGCAAUGGCUCCUCGUCGCCCUCUCUAUACUGCCCAUCCUCUUCCUGUCCUUUCUGCUGUCCUCUGACCCGCUCCUGACCCUAAUGUCACCCUUCCGCUGCCAUCUGCCAGGACCCUCGCCAGCUCCUCGGGCGCUCAAUGCUUCGUUACGGGCUGAGAAAGGAGACGAGGGUCUUGACCAGUGCAAACAGUACGUGUUUGUCAAUGGCACACCGUCUGGUCUUACAGACUGUAAGGCCGGGUUCGACUACAAUGUCACGGAGGGACUCCGGAAUAAUAUUGUCACAGAGUGGGAUCUGGUGUGCACACGCUAUUGGGUGGUUCCAGUAGAGGCGGUUUGCUUCAUACUGGGUGUCCUGACUGGCAGUCUGGGAUUGGGCUACAUGUCUGACCGGAUAGGCAGGCGUAAGUCUCUUCUGGUCUCUCUGACGCUCGCGGUGGUUUUUGGUGUGCUGGCGUGUGUCUCACCCUCACCGCCUGUCUUCAUCACCAUGCGUUUCUGUCUCGCUGCGGCGAGCACCGGUGUCUAUCUCACGCUAUAUGUCACACGUCUGGAGCUUUGUGACCCUUCACUGCGACUGUUGGCAACGAUGAUGUCUGGACUGACGAUGUUUGCGGGUGAACUUUUGCUGUUGGGUGUCGCUCUCGGGUGUCAGUCCUGGAGGGGGCUGUUAGGAACUGGAGCUGUUCCUCUGUCAUUGUUCCUGUGCUAUGGGAUCCCGGGAGUUUUUCCAGAAUCGCCGCGGUGGCUGCUGCUCUCUGAGCGGACGGGAGACAUGAAUUCCUUCAGCGAGCGACAGAGAGAUGACGUCAGCUUCUCGGAGCUGGACACAGGUUCAUCCUCAUCUCCUAGACGUCCUCUCCUGUCCUUCCCAGAGCUGCUACACAGCAGAAACAUCUGGAAAAAUCUCUGUGUGCUUGGAUUCACAUCGUUCAUCGCUCAUGGCAUCAGUCACUGCUACAGUUCAUUCAGAGGCGACGUCAGAGGCAUCGUCCCUAGUUUCUAUUGGACGUACAUGCUGUCUGUAUGUGCAGGGGGCGGGGCCUGGCUGUUGCUCUGGGCAACGGUGGACAGGUUUGGUCGUCGUGGAAUUCUUCUUCUUGCCAUGACUUUGACCGGAUUGGCCUCAUUAAUCCUGCUCGGUCUCAUGGACUAUUUGAGUGAGUCUGCCAUGACUGUGUUCUCUGGAAUGGGCCUGUUCUCGUCUCAAGCGGCUGCGUCUCUCUCCAUCCUCUUCACCGCUGAAAUCAUGCCCACCGUCAUCAGAGGAAGUGGCGUUGGAGCCGUAAUGGCGCUGGGUUGCGUGGGCCGCCUCAGUUCUCCCCUCAUGGAUCUGCGCAAUCACCGCGGCUACUUCCUGCAGCACGUGGUCCUCUCCUCUUUGGCUCUGCUUGCGGUCUUAUCCAUCCUGCUUCUUCCUGAGAGCAAACGCAAACCACUUCCACAGACACUGGCGGACGGAGAGCAGUACCGGCGCCCCCCGCUGGUCAGGAGGAGGCGAGACAACGUUCCUCUACUCGCUACACCCAACCCAGAGACCUAGCCCUCAGCCUUCAGCCACAAACCUUGGAGUUGCGCUCGCUUACCUUUAACUUCUUAGUCCUAGAACGGGUCAAUGGAGGCGUCACACGUGGACUCUGUCUUGAAGCGUGAGAGGUGAAAGGUCCCGCGUAGAGUACGCAAACGCUCCACCUAGUCACAGUGCACAGUGGUACAAACCAUAAGUUAAUAGUUUCGAAAUCUGACCCAUGUACUGUAGCAUCCAGUGACUUCUUAGAACAGACUAUAUCAGACUUCACAGAGACAAGGGCUCAAAUCACAAAGGUCAUUAUCAAACAUAUUUAUCUUCUCUCAACAAAAAACAAGGUUUAAGUUCUCACUCGUGAUGGAAGAGGAAAGGAAUAUCUUCUUUUUAUUUGUUGUUAUUGCUGCUCAGAAUGGCAGGAUUGUUAGGAAUGGACUGCCGAGUAUUUUUGAGGUUCCUCCACGUGAAGAAUUCUUAAGCUACGUACACACUCCAUACCAUUCCUUUUCAAUGAGAGCACAGCGACUUCCGGCGACACGAGCUGUCGCGACCGUUGGCGACUAGAUGUGGGCGUGUCCAGCGAUGCAACAAAGUUGAGACAAGUUCAACUUUAUUCAAAUGAAGAGCGACUUACGGAAGCGACAGCCAAUAGGAGAGAAGACGGGAGAGCUCACUUGAUCCUUCUCUCUCUCUCUCAGCUCCUGCAGUAACGGAAAUAUGGAUGAAAGGCUAAUUCUUGCUGUUAGCAAUUUUCCAGUGAUCUAUGAUAUGGAUAUGGUAUAUCCAGCCGCAGCUCUUGCACCAGCCGGUGGUACUCGCCGUGCUGACUCCGAGAUUGUAUGGUUUUGUGGACCCAGACAGACCGGCGUUUGCGUUUUUGCCGCAGAUAAACAGCCGCUAUGGCAAACAGCACGCCUUGUUUCUCGUUCAUCUUUGAUAUAAAGCAUUUAAUGUACUGAUUCCAUUUAUAUUUAGUCUUUUCCCUCCAAAAUGUUUGCUUUUAGCGCCAAGAAAAGCGAUUUGCUGUCAAGAGCAACGGAAUGACAUCCGUGAAUAUCAUUUAUAAACGUUACUAGGCAACCAGUAGUGGGAACGCCCACUAGCGACUUCACGGCCAGCCACUGGCGACCUGCAGCGACAAAGUCUCUGGCAGUGUGUACGCAGCUUUAAUCAGGACUCCGAUUAAUCAAUGCUGGACUGAAACAUGAGAUGAGAAAUGUUUGACUCAUAUUUAACCUUUUCCAAAUGACCCUCUUGGUUUCAGACAGUUAUAUUCCCGUGUUCUCCAUUUCUUAUCCGUAAAUAUCAAGCUUUUUGAAAUCCACGAGGACAAAAGCUGUCAGAUGGUACUCUUGUUCAUUACGAUGUUGAAACAGGAUUGUCUAAUAUCUAACUCACAUCUUUGCCUUUCCUUCCUCUUCCUGUUGCAUUUUCCGACUAUGAGAAAAGGAACACGGUAAACACGAGUGAUGUUGCUUUCUCUCGUUAGCACCUCUUUGUGUUAGGUCCUUACAAAUGCACUUAAUAGUUUUUAUUACUACAAUAUUAAAUUAUAAUAGUAAUAAUGUGACGAUUGCUCAAGAAUUACCAAGUAAUAACUAACGAUGCUGUAAUUAUACUAAUAAAUAUUUAACCGACAUUAAAAAUAAAAUGUGGUCAAAUGAUUACAGGUCAUGUGUGAUUACGUU